AUGUCUUCUGCUUGUCAAUCCACUCCAUGCACAUCCAACAACCCAUCCAGUUUCCAGAAGGCCACCAUGCCUGAGCUCCAGAUCACUAGCAAUGAUGAGGAGGCUGACAUCUGGGAAAAGAUGGCCAAGCAUAAGUGGCAUAAGGCAUCAAGGGAAGAGGCCACACAGCUGGAGGCAGAGAGGCUUGAGAGGGAGCAACUGGAGGCAGAGCAGUGUGAAAGGGAGUGGGAGCAGUUGGAGGCUGAGAAGUGA
Pisolithus orientalis is the source of this 252-nucleotide messenger RNA. RefSeq lists its product as uncharacterized. Bases 1 to 252 code for a protein of 83 amino acids. The transcript has 2 exons. NCBI's taxonomy places the organism in Eukaryota, Fungi, Basidiomycota, Agaricomycetes, Boletales, Pisolithaceae. The record is from RefSeq and is a predicted model, not a curated record.